GCCAUCCUUUCACGACCACGAGUAUGCACAAUCUUUUUCGCAAUGUCUAGCCUAGGUGGCACGACAUGCCAAAGCCCGCCUGCGGGCAGCAAGGUAUGUUCUGUUUUCUGGGUAACGCGUAAACCCGACCGAGAAGAACUCUCGCAGAUUAGGCUGCCUCUGACUUGUCGAGAAAUGAUAUAUGCACUUAUACCUAGGAAAAAGCCACCCACCUACAUCUACGAUUGUCAAUGUCGAAAACACAACAAUGGCAUCCGAGUAUCAGUCAAUCAUGACCGACAUCACGGAGGAAAAAGUGGAACGGGGGGAGGUUAAGAAGAGGCCUCUGAAGUUUCCGUGGGUUGGAAUCGCAUGGCGCUUCACGGGCUCUCUGUUCUGCUUUAUUUUCAUCAUCGUCAUGCUCUGGGGGUACGAACGCAUGGGCGUCCUCAGUUCCUGGGACCGUCGAGGUUUCAACACGCUGAACAUUCUCUUGUCGGCCUUUGUGAGUUUAGCGCUGGGUUCGUUGCUGACGCUCCUGGGCCACACGCUCCGUUGGCAUCUCCUGCAAAGAGAGGCAGCAACUCCAGGGAACGUUGAUCUCAUUCUGGGAAUUGGCGAACCGACCGGCUCUCUCAGGCUUCUUUGGGGCCACACUUGGCGUGGCAAGGGGUGGACCAAAACAACGAUUAUUGUGCUGCUCUACUUCAUUGCCUCGAUUCUUGCUCGAAUCAGCGUCGCCGGUCUGGGCUUGACAUUCGAGUUGAACGAGGAGGCCGGGGUCGAUUACCCGGUCAUGAUGACGGAUUGGAGAGAUCCGGGAUGGAUAACAGAACCCGAUCCCCGAGAGACCCUGCGCAGGUUUGUCGACUUUGCUUCGGCUGGGCUGGAAACAUCCCCUUUAUCCCUGAACAAGUCGGAUCCGGCAUCAUGGACUACUGAGAAUGUCGACGGGCUGGGUGUGAAUCGAACAGUGGACGGCCGCACGCUCACUUACACCUUCUCCCUCAAUGAGUAUCGCGGUCUGGAAGUUGAAUCCAAUAAAGACCAUGUCGUUCACAGCUCGUCGAGCAGCAUCGUCCGGAACUUUUAUAAUGGCACGGUUUACCAGGAUGGGAAGAGCGUGGGAGAAAUCACAGCUACAAACAUGGAACAAAUCCCACGUGAUGAUCCCGAGUACUUGCAGAUACUCUCCGGACUUCUUUUACAUUUUCGAACGUCGUUUGUCGAUUACAUCUGGACUGCUGGUAUCAACGAGGAGACAAUCGGUCAGAAUACGUCAGGGUGCAUGACGACUUACAUAUACAGGGAAGAUCACCUAAGCUGGAAGGCUUUCAACAAACGCAACGCCAGCUAUUUCGGAUGCACAUCCUGCCUCUCCACUUCUUCUACGCACUCUGAAUCGUCAUCCGAGCCUCGGGCUGGCUUGUCUCCGGCCGUCUUCUCGGAACUCAUCCCAUCGUCCAACUCGUCCUUUGCAACCUACAUACUUCUCGGCAUGGGAACAUACGAACGCAUCAACCAGUACAUGGACCCUGUCAACCUAUUCACUCGCAUUUAUUCAGCCAUGGACAAACAGACCCACCUUGUCAACUAUGCUGGUCAUGGCUUGCCCUCAAUAAAGAGGAUGUCUGACUGGUAUCUGAGACCGGUACCCAUCGCGGAAGAGGUCUAUGUCGCCCACUUGGCUGCAAGGUUACCCAUCUUGGGAUUCGUCGGUGCCCAGAGACAAUUACCAAAGAUCACGAAGGAGAAGGGGGCGUCCGAGAAGCCGUUUAUUCGGACGGUGCUGCAGGUAAAGUGGAGGAGAGCCAUGACCGUCAUGAUUGCUAUUAAUGCUUCGGCUGUGUUUGUCAUUUUGGCGGUUUAUUUGGCAUGCAGGAAGGUGAUGAUUCCCAAUAAGGGGCGAGAUAGCCCCCUGCUGACGGCGAGGUUCUUGAAUGAGUUUAUUGCUGGCAGUUGGGGGAAGACUACGGGUGUGGACACCAUGAGGGAGAUUGCGAAGAGGACGAAGAAUGUCAGGUUGAGGUAUGAGACUAGGGGGGGUGAGUUGGGGAUUUGGCCUGUUGGUGGUGAGGAAAGUCGUGUACUUCCUACCUCUGCUCCUUAGUCUACUUCAACUGGUGCAAUUAGCUUGAAGUCUGUUAGAAGGGCGAAGUUCCGCAGGGGGUAAUCAAGAUUUGAUCUGGACGAGAAAGAACGGAGUGGAUGACAAUGAAGAGUCUUGUCCCACAGGCUCGUUUUGGACAUGGCAAGAAUCAUGGAUAAUUAAUACGUAAUAAUAUUUUUUGGGGGG
Podospora pseudocomata is the source of this 2275-nucleotide messenger RNA. RefSeq lists its product as uncharacterized. The coding region runs from base 182 to 2089 and encodes 635 amino acids. NCBI's taxonomy places the organism in Eukaryota, Fungi, Ascomycota, Sordariomycetes, Sordariales, Podosporaceae. The record is from RefSeq and is a predicted model, not a curated record. The transcript is spliced from 3 exons.